Anoplopoma fimbria (sablefish) is the source of this 2412-nucleotide messenger RNA. RefSeq names its product zinc finger CCCH domain-containing protein 18-like. The record is from RefSeq and is a predicted model, not a curated record. NCBI's taxonomy places the organism in Eukaryota, Metazoa, Chordata, Actinopteri, Perciformes, Anoplopomatidae. Gene Ontology annotation, molecular function: metal ion binding.
AGAUCGGUCCCUAUUCAAUUACUGCGCGGUUUUUUUCCCCUACUGGAUUGUCGUAUGUUGAUGACGUCGAGGUAAUGGCCGCUCUCGCUGUGGCGUGAGGACUGUUAUAUUUUCUCUACCAUAGCUGUUAAAUAAACCCCUAAAAUAUUUAUUGUAGACUAACAAAAAAAAAAAGAACAUCAGCAGGAGAGGGCAGUUCUUAACGCAGCAGUGCUGUCUUUGAAGAGCUCCGGGUCGGCAAGAAUAUUCUCUAAUGGAUACUCCUGAAAGCCCUACCCAGUCCCCUCAGUCUCCUGAGGAGGAGGAGAAGGGCCUUUCUGACAGUGAGCUGCUGGAUUCUCCUGAUGAAGAGGAGGACGGGGUCAUCUCUGACAGUGAGAUACUCCAUGAGGAGGAGAAUGGGGAGCUUGUUGAGGAGGAGGAAGAGGUGUUGUGGAGCCAAAGAAGAGAUUCGAAAUUAGAAGAGGAUGGAGAAGAAGACAAUGAGGUGGUGCCCGACUUUGUCUCUGACCCAGAGGAUGAGGAGCCUGUAGGAGAAACAGAAGGGAUGGGACAGGAGGAUGGGACCAUUUUGCUGAUGGAUGGGGACGAAGAUGGGCCGCAGGGGGAACAGUUGGAUGGGGAGGACGAGAAGGAAGGAGAGGAGCAAGAGGAUGGAGUCAUUGACACCCCACAGUCUCCAGACUCAGAACAGGGCAAGAGCUUCAUUCCUGAAGAGGAUGGAGAAGACGGGGAAGAAGAAUACAGUGACCACAGAAAGAACAGCUAUGCAGAUUGGGAGACAGCUGAGGUGGAUGAUGAUGAGGGAGAAGAAGACAAAAUCAAGGCUGAGGAGGAAGAAGGGAUGAGAGCAGAGGAGAGGAGGAGAGCUGUCGUGGUGAGGGAGAUGAAGAUGAAGGAUGACCCGGUGUCUGUUUCCCGGGAGCUGGACGAGCAUGAGCUGGAUUAUGACGAGGAGGUCCCAGAGGAACCCAGUAUCCCUGCACACGAAGAAGAGGAAGAUGAUGAAGACAUAAAAGCGGAGGGAGAAGAAGAGGAGGAGACUGAGGACAAGAGCAAUAAGAGGAAGGAAAAGAAACCCAUCCUUCCCCCGUCUCCUAAAGACAGUGAUUUCAAGAGGUCGGGUGACUCCAAAGGGCCUGAGAGGAUGCGCAGAGAUUCCUUCAGAGACAAGAAGAAGGAUGAGGAUGAUGGAGAGAUUGAUGAAGGAGAGAUUGAUGACGAUGACUUGGAGGAGGGGGAGGUCAAAGAUCCCUCGGACAGGAAGAUCAGACCACGUCCCAUCUGCAGGUUCUUCAUCAAAGGAAAUUGCACUUGGGGUAUGAACUGUAGGUUCAUCCACCCCGGAGUAAAUGACAAAGGUAACUAUUCCCUCAUCAGUAAGCCGGACCUCUUCUCACCCAACGGAGCCCCUCCUGGAGGACCUCACCCACUCAUACCCAAUAACCCUUGGGCUGGACCUGCAGUUGAGGAGCUUCCUCCACCUCCUCCUCCAGUGGAGCCUCCUGUGGAAAGUGCCUGGGAGCGAGGCCUAAGGCAUGCCAAAGAGGUGCUGAAAAAGGCCACCAUCCGUAAGGAGCAGGAGCCAGACUUUGAGGAGAAGCGUUUCAACGUGACCAUCGGAGAGGACGAGAGAGAGUUUGACAAAGAGAAUGACUUCUUCAGAGAACGCAGCUACCGCAUCAUCAGAGAUGAAAUGGACUUUAGAGAUCCUGUUUAUAGUGACCCAUACGCUGAUCCAUACUAUGACUAUGAAAUGGAGGCCCUCUGGCGAGGUGGCCAGUAUGAAAACUUCAGAGUGCAGUACACAGAAGCUCCGCUUCCUUACCACUACAGUGAGCGUGAACGCGACCGGGAUCCUCGGGAGCGGCCCCGGGACCGAGAGCGGGAGAGGGAUCACCGGGAGAGGGAACGCCGGCAGAGAGAGAGGGAGAGAGAGCGGGAGCGCGAGAAGGAGAGGAUGCGGCGCAAGGAGGAGUGGGAGAGGGACCGGAUGAAGCGUGAUGAGAAGGAGAGGCCGAGGAUGCGUCCUCCUCGAGACCCCAGGGAGAAAAAAGACGAAGACAAACUGAAACCACACUCUCCUCUCAGCCUGACCCCAAACAGGCCGAUGGAGCCUCCCUCCAAGAAAGAGGUUGUUCCCGUUAUGAGGCGACCAGAUGAGUGGAAGGAUCCCUGGCGCCGGUCCAAAUCCCCCAGGAGACGCCCUGGGCUGGGAUCCCCGCCGCGAGGACGCCGCAGACAUCGGCCCUCGGGCUCCUCCGUGUCUCUGUCCAAUUCCUCCAGGUCUUCGUCUCGCUCUUCAUCCUUUACAGGUUCUGGCUCAUCUCGCUCCCGCAGCCGCUCCUCCUCCUUCAGCUCCUACUCCAGCCACUCCUCCCAGCGCAGCUCCUUCAGUGGCAGCCGCUCUAG